Molecule: messenger RNA, 1861 nt
Organism: Lactuca saligna
Lineage: Eukaryota; Viridiplantae; Streptophyta; Magnoliopsida; Asterales; Asteraceae
Source: the annotation of a GenBank genome assembly
CAAUUAGCUAAGUGUAAAAAAUUGACGCCCUCAACCUCUUAUAUAUUGCCACGUGUCACUUUUAGUUUGCAUUUUCUCUCUCAUUCAACAACACGUCCAGGUUCAAUGAACCUAAAAGGCCGCCUCACCAUUUAUCAUCCGCUUUCUUCUCCCCUUAUUUUAUAUAAUCUCCAUUUCCCUUCUCUUCAUCAUCAGAUUCACACAAAGCAAAAACCAUAUAAAUCAAUUUCAAUUCUUUGUAUAGAAUCUGUGAUACAAUUUGAAGGUUUUAACAAUGGCGUUAGCUUUUACUUCUUCCACUUCCAUUGCAUUUUCUUCCUCUUCUUCUUCGUCACGAACAGAACAAGGGGUUAAUGUGAGUUCUACUAAAUUUCAUCCAUCGGAUGUGUCUCAUUUGGUAUCACCGGCGGUUUUCAGUUUAUCCCGGAAGCGGUCUGCCGCCGUGAAGGCGUUGAAUGCCGAACCGCGGCGGAAUCAUCCGGUUGUUCCUUCAGCUGCCACCACUUUUGCUCCUGAUGUAGUCGAGAAAGCGGUAGAACUUGAGGACUUCGAAAAACUAGCUAAAGAUCUUGAGAAUGCUUCCCCACUUGAAAUCAUGGAUAAAGCCCUGGAGAAAUACGGCAAUGACAUUGCUAUUGCUUUCAGUGGCGCUGAGGACGUAGCGUUGAUCGAGUACGCCCACCUCACGGGGCGUCCAUAUCGCGUAUUCAGCCUGGACACCGGCCGAUUAAACCCUGAAACCUACAAAUUCUUUGACACUGUAGAGAAACAUUACAAUAUUCGAAUCGAAUACAUGUUCCCGGAUUCAGUAGAAGUCCAAGCCUUGGUGAGAACCAAAGGCCUAUUCUCAUUUUACGAAGAUGGGCAUCAAGAAUGCUGUCGUGUAAGAAAAAAGGUUCCCGUGGUUCAAGUGGACCCGGUUUUUGAAGGAAUGGAUGGGGGUUCGGGCAGUUUGGUGAAGUGGAACCCUGUGGCUAAUGUGGGUGGGAAUGAUGUGUGGACAUUUUUGCGAACCAUGGAUGUCCCGGUUAACUCGUUGCAUGGUCAAGGGUAUGUUUCGAUUGGGUGUGAGCCGUGUACUCGGGCGGUGUUGCCAGGUCAGCAUGAGAGGGAAGGAAGGUGGUGGUGGGAGGAUGCGAAAGCGAAGGAGUGUGGAUUGCAUAAAGGAAAUAUUAAGGAAGAGAUACAUGGAAUGGAAAACUUGCUUAAAAUGGAAGAUAGGAAAGAUGCUUGGAUUGUUGUUCUUUAUGCACCUUGGUGCCAAUUUUGCCAGGCAAUGGAAGCGUCAUAUGUCGAAUUGGGUGAGCAGUUGGCGGGAAGUGGUGUGAAGGUUGGAAAAUUUAGAGCAGACGGCGAUGAAAAAGCGUUUGCUCAACAAGAAUUGCAGCUCGGGAGCUUUCCAACAAUCCUUUUCUUCCCGAAACACUCGUCUAGGCCAAUCAAGUAUCCAUCUGAAAAGAGAGAUGUUGACUCUUUGACUAGCUUUGUUAAUGCCUUGAGAUAAUAAUAGAAAAAAAGGUUCAAUAUGUAGAGGGCGCUUUUUAUAUAUUUAUGUGGACAUUGUGGGCUAAGUCCCGCUAUUUGGCAUAUGGUGGUGGUGUUGGUUUUGGGUGGUAAGGUGGCGGCGGUGGCUGUCGGAGAUUUUGAAUUUGCUAGUUUUUGAGAAUAUUGGAAUGGAAUAUAAGUUUUUGAUUGGUGCUUGAUUCGUUGUUUGAAUUACGUAGCUUAUUCAAUGUUGACUACAAAAACGUAUGCAAUUGUCGUCCGACAGGUAUGGUGUAAGGUGUAACUGUAACACCCUUUGUUGGACAAUUUUAUAAAUAACAUUCUAAAAUUUUGUUGAGAUAAAAAAAUAUAUACG